AUGGUGGAGGUGACGUGUCUGAGUGAUGCCGAGCUACAGAAUAAACUCAACACACUGGGAUUUCCACCUGGCCCAAUACUGCCUUCCACCAGAAAAGUGUAUGAAAAGAAGCUAAUGCAAUUGUUGGUCUCAACUCCGCGUGCACCACCCAAGAAGAAUCGACCCGGAAAACUGAGCAGAGCUCGGGACAACGAUGGCAGUGAAGAGUUUAAUGCCACUAUCAUUUUGAAAAGAAAUAUCACACCCUCAUCAGAAAAAAGCAAGGGACCCAAAAAUCUGUCGUCCCCGGUCUCUCCUCUCGCCCGCAGUCACACGUACACCCACAGUGAGCGUGGGGUGAGUGUGAGUUCCCGUGCCCUUCUCUCUGUCUCCCGGACGCCAAGACGUGCUGCAAGAGUAUCAGACAUCAGAUGCAAAGCACUAAGGAGCCUCAGAGAGAAAGCCUGCUGCAGAGUGAACAGGGGAGCUGGAGACAGGAGCCUGGAAGCGUUUCCAACGCGCCUGAUACUCGCUGUGCUUGGCAUCUUCAUUAUCGUGAUAUUUGUCUACAUAACUAUGGAAAACAAGUCACUCUUUGGCUAA
Molecule: messenger RNA, 582 nt
Organism: Capra hircus (goat)
Lineage: Eukaryota; Metazoa; Chordata; Mammalia; Artiodactyla; Bovidae
Gene: LEMD1
Product: LEM domain containing 1
Exons: 5
Coding region: 1-582 (193 amino acids)
Source: RefSeq, a predicted model, not a curated record